Molecule: messenger RNA, 1903 nt
Organism: Plectropomus leopardus (leopard coralgrouper)
Lineage: Eukaryota; Metazoa; Chordata; Actinopteri; Perciformes; Serranidae
Source: RefSeq, a predicted model, not a curated record
UUUCACAUUUUAAGUCAGUUACAGAAGCCAACUGAUUUUGUCUUUUUUGUGCAAAUUAUUAUUUUCGAGCCAAACUUUUCAGAAUCUGGCGCUCUGCAGUUAGCUGCGUCACUUUUCAGCACAUUAUUCAGACGGCCUCGGACGCUUUUCGGGCGGACAUGCUGCCUGGAGGACUGGCGUCGGCCGGAGGGGGUCGCGGCGGCGGGCUGUGCCUGCUCCGGUGGCUCGGCCUCAGGCUGUGGUCGCGUCGGGGGACCCUGGUUUUCGCGCUGCUCUGGUUCGGCUCCUGGUUGUUCCUGAACGGCCUGGUUCUGGUCCACAGGAGCAUCCUGUCCGACUACUGCACCGACGACAAGAGCAAGAGGAUCCUGCAGAGGCUGUGCCUGGAGUUUGGCGAGGGCUCGGUGACGGGCGACAUGUGCGAGGACCUGUGCGUGCUCGGCCUGGUCGAGUACAAGCGCUGCCUCUACUACGAGAACGGGAAGAAGGUGAUCGAGGCGCGCUGGAGAGGAAACCCCAUCAUCCUCAAGUCCAAACUGGAGAACUUCUCAUCCUACGAGCCGCUGGGAAUACUGGACUACCAGGACACGGCGGAGGAGCUCUCCCCGCUCGACGUGGUUUUCUACGCCACUCUGGAAGUACGAAACUCUCUGGGGCUGGCUGAGGACGACGAGGACGAAGAGGGAGGAGGAGGAGGGAGUAACAGCUCUCUGGCCAGACUUUGGGGGAAGAAGCUGAAAAGCAGAGAUAAGAGUUACUCCAGAGCAGAGCUGGCCUCGCUCUGGUCUCUGCUGCAGCAGGAGGAGUACACCUUUCUCAGAGUCCUGCAGGACCUCAGCACCCACGUGGCGAAGGUGCUGGGCUCCUGCGGUCAUUUCUAUGCGGUGGAGUACCUGUCCGCCGGGCACGCCUGGGACCAGAACAUCUUCUCCCUGGAGGAGGUGGCCGUCUCCGGGCUGCAGGGCCCCGGGGCCCGGGCCAGGUGGACCGCCAGGGAGAUGGUGCACCGCAUCGCGCUGAGCUUCCUGGACAUGGUGUGGCACUUCGACAACGACUUCACCCACAAGCUGCACCUGUGCGACAUCAAACCGGAGAACUUCGCCAUCAGGAAGGACCUGACGGUGGUGGCCAUCGACGUGGACAUGGCGUUCUUCGAGCCGAAGAUGAGGGACAUCCUGGACCAGAACUGCAGCAGCGACGACGACUGCAACUUCUUCGACUGCUCGUCCAGGUGCAACCUGAGCAAGCGCAGGUGCAGCCCGCGCCGCCGCAACAGCAACCUGCAGGUGAUUUGUGAGAAGAUCUUCCGGCCGUGGUUUUCUCCCACGCUGCUCGGGGCCAAAGCAGGUCUCCCUCUGCAGGUGGAGCUGCAGCGAGCCGUGCAGGAGUGUUCGGAAACAGACGCCGGAGUGGAGGAGCACGGAGGAGGAGGAGGAGGAGGAGAGGCAGGUCAGAGCAGGAGCAUCCAUCAGCGCCUCCUACACAUCCUGACACGCCUCCUCCAGGAGGGAGGGGCCUCAGCGGAGGGAGGAGGGGCCUGGGAGGAGAAGGGCCACGUCCACACGGCACUGAACUUCUGAGGAGGUGACGCAGAGAGCUUCAGGGGCCGAUGAAGGGCCCCGCAGAGGGAGGGCCUUCAGAAACACACCUGUGCGCUCACACAGGAGGACAACAGUUUCCUCUUGAGGAAGUUUUCCAUGAAAAAAAAAAGCAGGUGUUGAAACACUCAUCCUGGAAUCCAAAAACUCUCAAGGAGGAAAAACAAACGUGGAAAAAUGAAUCCAGAGCUGCAGACUGAGCCACCGGCACGAUAAAAAAUACAAAAAAUACGGACCUUUCCUGAGACAUAUUUGGGAUGAGGUCAAACACAACCUAUAAAUAAAUAAGAAUAUGGCCAAAAGUA